Molecule: messenger RNA, 9246 nt
Organism: Pungitius pungitius (ninespine stickleback)
Lineage: Eukaryota; Metazoa; Chordata; Actinopteri; Perciformes; Gasterosteidae
Product: EH domain-binding protein 1-like protein 1
Exons: 30
Coding region: 407-8278 (2623 amino acids)
Biological process (GO): actin cytoskeleton organization
Cellular component (GO): filamentous actin; microtubule organizing center
Molecular function (GO): protein binding
Source: RefSeq, a predicted model, not a curated record
CUGUCAUUUAAGGGAGACCUUUACAAGACUUGACUGAGCUGAGAGCGAGAGAGAGAGAGAGAGAGAGAGAGAGAGAGUUGUCCAUGGUCGCCGUUUGAAUGACACUCAGCAGGGCGGAAUCAGUUCCUCUUGGCUUCUGAAUUCACUGUCAGCUCUCUACGUCUCUUCAUUUUGCCACAUUUCAGGGCGUGAAUCGAUUUAGCGCCAAAGAGCGCAAGUCGCAGCUUGUGUGAAGUUCAUUACCAUCAUCAGCAGCAGCAGCAGCAGCAGAAGAAGAAGAAGAAGAGGAAGAAGAAGAGGAAGAGGUCCUUUUAAGGGACUUGAAUCAUUGUUGCGCAGGAGGAGCUGGGGUCUUUCUUUCUUUUCUCCUGCGUGUUGUUGAGUUUCAUUACCAGAGGAAGAAGUUAUGACUUCGGUGUGGAAAAGACUGCAGCGCGUCGGCAAAAAAGCUUCAAAGUUUCAAUUUGUUGCUUCCUACCAGGAACUCGUGUUGGAGUGCACGAAGAAAUGGCAACCGGACAAGCUGAGGGUGGUGUGGACCAGGAGGAACAGACGCAUGUGCUCCAAGCUCCACAGUUGGCAGCCUGGGAUCAAAAACCCUUACAGGGGCAUGGUGGUGUGGCCGGUCCCAGAGAACAUCGACAUCUCUGUUACACUCUUCAAGGAGAUCAAUACCGAUGAGUUUGAAGACAAAGAUUGGACAUUUGUAAUUGAGGGUGAGAACAAGGGACAUCGUAAGGUACUGGCGUCGGCAGACAUCAACCUGAAGCGGUUCGCCAGCCAGACGCCGACCCAGACCGACCUGACGCUGAAGCUGAAGCCGCUCUCCGUCAAAGUGGUGGAGGCCACGCUCAAGCUGUCGCUGGCGUGCGUCUUCGUCCGUGAGGGGAAAGCCACUGAUGAAGACAUGCAGAGUCUGGCCAGCCUGAUGAGCGUCAAGCCCACAGAUAUCGGCAACAUGGACGACUUCAAUGAGAGCGAUGAAGACGAGGAGAAGAAGUCGCUCAAUGCUUCUGCUGUUUCACACACUCUUACUCGCCCAAAUCGCCCGGCUCCCCCUCCACCCGACAAGCGAGACCCUGCUGGACCCACUAUUCCAGCCUCAGCCUGUGGGCGUGAUGGUCCUCCCAGUCCUGCAGUGCUCUCCCGCCCUCCUCUGCCUACCGCUCCUCGCCCAUCGCCCCGCCGCAGCCGUCACUCCUUCCCCACCUCCCCUGUUCAGUCAGAGAUCCAACCUCCCCCCGGCCCCUCCCCUCAGCCCUCACCCCGAUCCAAGCAUAAGAAAUCAUCUAACCCUUUUCUCCUCGAGGCUCUACCUUCUUCUGACCCUGUACCUGUUCCUCCGAGCUCACAGCUCACAGAGGCUACUCCUCCAAUCCAAAUGGUCCACUCUGUCUUACCUCCCGUUGAAGUGUCGGCUGCUAUUCAUCUGUCCCCCAAGUUCCCCAAAGCACCCACGGCCGCGACUCCAACCCCAAAAAUGUCCUCUACCGUCCAUCCUCCAUCUCCUAAACCCUCUGAGUCUGUGUCAGUGCCGCCUGCUCCCAUAGAUUCUGUUUUAAAUCCCCCCCCCACCCUGCCUUUUAAGCCGCCCACUACCUCCGGACCUGGCAUUCCCUCAUUCCCUCCCAAACUUCCCUCCCCUCCCUUGACAUCACCCAAUACCAUCGUAACGUCGUCCUCCACGGCUCCCCAAAUGUCUUCUUUCACUGUAUCCACUACUAUAAGCCAUCAGAGCAUCUCUACUGCCUCACAGCCACUGCCCCCUAAAUCCUCCUCUCCAUCUAAGCCCACCCUGUCCUCUGAGUCUCCACCUGCUCGCCCUCCACUCACCCGGACCCUCUCUCAGCCUCCGUCUCUGCCCAGAAUCUUCCAGUCAUCCUCGGGAAAAGUUCCUAUUUCAAAUCAACAGCGCCCCCUGGAGGACCAAACUCCUGAUGAUCCAACUUCAGUCUCUGGCCACGCCCACAUUUUCCGACCUCAGGUUGUCAAAUCAAUUGCAAGACCCUCAUCUCCGUCUCCUUUUUACACUGUUGCACCUCCCCUUGCACUCCCCAAAACUCACCCCAGUACCUUAGGUGCCCAGGGGACGUGGUUGACAUCUGGUAGUGACAUCACCCCUGUCCCCCUGCUGAGUAGCCCGGACCUUGAUGCCCUGUGUGACCCCGCGGCUCCGGCCCUUACCGCCUCCCUUCCAUUCUCUUCCCCCCCUCGCUCUUCCUCUCUUUCCACCUCCGUUUUAUUCUCCUCUCCUCAGCCUACAAUCAGCCCCUCUCAGUCAGGUCCAACGUUCCCCUCCACUCAGGUAGAUGAGGAAACAGCUCAGAGCCCUCAGAGCCGGGACAAGGGUUCUCCUCAAAGUAAACAGUCAGUGGACAACAUCGGAGUCUCCGACCGGUCAAUAAGACCCGCCCAGGGUUCACAGUUGGCCGUGAAAAAUAAAUCAGCAAGUAUCAGUCCUGCCCAGUCACGUUCAGAGCUGAUAAUAGCUCCGCCCCCUCCAUGGCCCUUCUCCUGCUGUGAGAGCUCCACCCCUCAGCAGCCCUCCACCAAUGUUGUGGCAGCAUUUAUCACUUCCAAACAGCCAAAUGCUCAGGGGGAAACUGAUCUGAAAACACCAACUAAUGAGAUCGAUGUUAUUAGCGCCUUUAAGGCCGAAAUGCCGCCACUGGCAAAGCCUGAGCCAGACCCUGACUUUGAUGACAUCACCUUUGAGUCAUUUGUGUCACAGCGACAAGAAUCAGGGGGGUUGUUUCUGGAGGAGGAUGACUCUAAGAGAGAUACUAUCAAAAGGUAUCCUCCGGGUCUGCAGAAAAACUAUGAAAAAGUGGGUGGAGCAAAGCCAUCACUGACACAGCAGUCAGAGGGAGCGGCGACGAAGAAGGAGGUGAUGAUCAAUGCAGAGCAGGAGAAGCAGAGGGAGAAAAAACAAGAGGAGGAACGAAGGAGGAAAGAGGACGAGCAAAGAGUAAUACUGCAGAAGCAGGAAGAGAGCCACAAAUAUGCAGAAGAGCUCCUACGAGAGGAGGAGGACGUCCGCAAAGAAAAGGACAGGAGGAAAUGUGAGGAGGAGAGACUCCUGAAGGAGAGAAGAGACAGACAGGAGAAGCUGAGAGAAGAUGAUGAGAAGAGGAAGCAGAAUGAAGAGGAGAGAAGGAAAAGAGAGCAGCAGAGGAGACUGCUGGAGGUGGAGGAGGAAAAGGACAAAUUUAGGAGGGAGGAAGAGAGGAGACUUGAGGGAGAACGAUUCUUGAGGAAAAUGAAAGAGGAGGAGGAAAAAAUGAUGGAGGUGAGAGUGUUUGAGGAGCAAAGUAGGAGGAAGGAGGAAGAGAACAAGAGGAUCCUGGUAGAAGAAGAGCAGAUAAAGAUGAAGGAAAAAUGCUUAAAGAAAGAAAAAGAGAUGGAACAACAAAAAAUGAAAGAGGAGGAAGAGAGAAGAGAGAAGGAGGAGGCGGACAGAAAGAAAAAUGAUGAAGAGCAGAGGAUGAAGAGGAAGGAGGGACAGAGAAGGAAUGAGGAGGAGAGAAAGAAAAGGGAAGAAGAAGCUGAGAGGAGGAGGGAGGAGGAGAAGAAGAGGGUCAAAGAAGCAGAGGAGAGGCGGAAGAGGGAGGAAAAGGAGAUGGAGGAAGAAAGAGAAGAAAAGGAGAAGGAGAGAUUCUUAAAGAAGGAAAAGGAAAGGAUUGAGAGGAGGAAAAAAGCAGAGGAGAAAAGGUGUGAAGAGGAGGAGGAGGAGAGGAGGAAAGAGACACUGUUGAAGAAGCAGAAAGAAACAGAGAGACAACUGCAACAGGAGCAAAUAAGAGCAAAUGAGAGGAAAAAAAAGGAGGAGGAAGAAAAGAAAAAGAGGGACGAAGCGGAGAAGAGACACUUAGAGGAGAAAGAGAAAGCAGAACAAAAACUGAAGGAGGAUGAGGAGAAGAGGCUUCUGCAAGAGGAUGAAGAAAUGAAGAGACGAAAGAAAGGGGCUCAGAAGAAGUGGAGCGAGGGUCACGCUGCUCCGAUCUGCAGUCCGGAGGGCAACAAGUCCGACGAGGACAAACAACAGAUGAAAACUCUAGUUUCUCCUUCUUUGCCAGAUCCUCAGCUAAACACACACAACGUCGCCCCUCCUCUCAGUUUCACGGGCUCGGCUCUUAAAGAUGUCACGCGAACCCCGCUUCCCGCUCCCCGCCUCCUUCCUGCAGGCAGAACCUGCGUCCCAUCCGAGCAGCUGCCCCCACAAAAUCUCAGCCAAUCACAAAACAGAGAGAAGACCCUUCAGUCAGUCGAUAAGCCGAGCUCCGCCACCAAUGAGCGUCUUGGACAACCUUCGCUCUUAAAGGAAGGUUCAUGGGCAAACAUUGUUAUCCCAGAAAAGACAAUACCGGCCAAUGUUCAGGAUAAACCAUUCGCGUUAGAGGUCUUGACCCUGGUGCCACCUCCGCGGAGGCUGUCUAAUGCAGAGGUUCCUCUGUGGAAAGUGCCAAGAGGGAGAAGUGAGAAUGAUACGUUUGAAAACAUCUCUGCAAAGGAGGGUACAAAACCUUUGUGCAGAGGCUCUCAAAGAGAAGAUGCUGCUGAGGUGGGUGCCGUUGUCAGGCAGGAGCACCAACCAGUACCAGUAAAAGACACAGAAACACACCCCACAGUCCGAUCUCCUGCUGAACCCGACGCACCACCAGUUAAACCGGAGCCCAAAGAGCCAGCGGGACCCAUCGUGCAACCAGAAACCUCACCAAAGGCCUCCUCAAAACCCAGCGCCGACGGCAUGUCUCUGGCGCUAGAGCGGCUGCUUCCCGCAAAACCAGAACCAGGGCCGCGGCCGGAAAAACAAGUCCUCCAGACAUCAGGGAAACCACGACAGGAGGGAGCAGAUGAGGAGAAACCAGCCGAGGCCGUGAGUGGUGGUCAGGAGAGCUUCGCCAACAACAAGGAGCCAGUGUGCGAGGCAGAAAAGCAGCUGCGGGCGACGCUAGAGGAGACCACGGCCGAGACUGGAGCGCAAGGACUGAAGGAAAGUAGCAAGAGCGCUGAAGAAAAGGAUGAGAAGCACGAGGAGAGUGGUGUCACAGGGGGCCAUGAGACAGUGACCUCCAUCCUGCAGCGAACUGGACCCACUGAUGCAGGACAUUCACACUGCCCUGCAGGCCCAAAACGCCCCUGUGCAAGUAAUGGCGAUCAGCCACCUUCUCGUGGAGUGGAUGCAACGACUCUGCAAUCCGCUGAGCCAGACGACGACAUUUCUCCACCUACAGCCUUCUCCGAUGUGACAGAAAACCAGAUUGCAUUGACUCAGAAACGUUCACACGGGCUAAGUCUGGUGGCAAGUCUGAGACUGGCAGCAAGUGAGCAGGAGAAAGAGAGAGAGCAGGAAAGGGAGAAAAGGGUGGAAGAGAUGAUGGAAAGCACGAAGACGGGCGAGAGAGUAGAGGCAGAGAGGUUGGAAAAGGAGGGAGACGAGAUGGAGAGGGAAGAGGAGGGUGAGACAAAGAGGCUGGUAAAAGAGAAGGAAGCGCUGAUGAACAAUCAAAAGGCAGAAAAAGAAAGGAAACGGCACAUUGAGGAUGAAAAUGAGACAAAGGAGAGCGAGCCGGAAAGGGAAAAGAAGAAAAGGGGAGAGGAGGACGGUGAGAGGCAAAGGGGACAGGAAAGCAAAGGAGAGAAACCACAAGAGAAACAGAUCUGUUCAGGCUCAGGCUCCCUGCAGGAAGUCACGAACAACCAAUCAAAAAGCUGGCCUCCUCUGAAGGAAGUGGAGUUGGAUGAUAUCGCGUAUGAUGAGAGGAUUCAGGUGGAUGAAAAUCAGCCGGAAAACAAGGCUGAUCCCAAAUCAGUUAGAACAGAUACAGUCCAGACACCUGCUGCUUCUGUCCCUGCACCCAGACCAACAAGCAACUCCCAGUCAGUCAAACCCCAGGAUUCUGCUGUUAAGAAAGCGUUGAAUAAGACUGCAUCAGUUGGAGCAGUUAAGAAAUCCAACUUGAUAUCUGGCGCCAUCCCAGCGUGGUUGAGAGAGGAGGAGGACGAGGAGGUGGAGUAUGAGAGAGGACAGGAAGAUCUGGGCUCCGUCUGGCUGGCAGAGCUCUACAUGGAAGGUGAAGCAGGCCCAGGUCACUCAUCCCCUGCUGUUACCCAGAUGUCCCCUCUACUCUCUUCCAGUGGACAACCCUUUUACCAGAGCUUGGCUCCCAGUCACCCAAAUAAACCUGAACAAUCUCAAACUAGUCUGCCAGACCGUACUCAUCUCAAACCUUCAGUGUCCAAUCAAGAGGAAGUUACACAACCAAUGAAAUUACACAGGGAUGAUGAUGUCACAAACACCGGCGACAUCCCGGAGGUAGCGGCCAAUGAGGAGGGAGAACUUGUUCAAUCGUCUGUGGUGUUGUGGCCACUUCCUCUGAGCACACACGCCGCCGGCGUGCACUCGCACACAAAGACGCAGACAGGAAGAAACGUCAGUGAAAUCAACGAUGACACCAAAACGGCCGAAAUAGCCCCACAGCUACACAAGAAUCUGGAAAUCUGGGAUGAUAAAGAAGACCAGGAUAUACCGACCACGAAGAGGGAGAGUCCACAAAUGAACCGCCUGCACACACUAACACACACCUCCCAUCUCAACCAACACACCAAAGACCAAAUGCUCCAAAAGGAGGAAAGGCAGUUGUUGGCUAAAAUCGAUCUGAUGACAGGUGACUCAUCCCCGGUACCCGGCCCCCGCAGUAUGAAGCUCCUCAUCCUCGACCCCCGCGAUAUUGACUGUGACACCACAGAGCUCGUCGAUCACGGUCAAUACUGCUCUGAAAUAUCACUAACUGAAGCUGAGGAGCCACCGGCCAAUGAGUUGGAGCAGAAUAAGGAGGGAGAGGAGGAUGUGCCAAAAGGCCAGUGUGCCGACCUCCCUGACGGUGGAGAAAAGAAGGCGCCCUCACAGCUUGGAGACGCCUCCAGCAGACGCCCCAGUGAUGAUCUCACAGGCGCAGCCAUCACUCCUCCCCAUCACUGUGAGCUGACGGCAUCUCGGCUUCCCACCUUACCAGAGGAAGAGACCUGUGACCUUGUGUCUCCUCACCCAGCGGCAAUGAUACGAGAGGAGGCCGACGGGAAGGACGAUGCAGCUGAGGGCCUGGUAAACUCCAGCCAGUCGUUGCUCCAGUGGUGCCAGAACAUCACCAACGGGUACCGGGGGGUAAAGGUCACCAACUUCAGCACUUCCUGGAGAAAUGGUUUGGCCUUCUGUUCCAUCCUACAUCAUUUCCAUCCAGACAAAGUAGAUUUUGACCAGUUGCACUCUAACGACAUCAAGCUGAACAACAAGAAGGCGUUUGACGGUUUCGAGGCGCUGGGCAUCUCUCGCCUCCUGGAGCCGUCCGACAUGGUUCUCCUGUCUGUCCCCGACAGGCUCAUCGUCAUGACCUACCUCAGCCAGAUCCGCUCGCACUUCACCCACCAGGAGUUGAGCGUGCUGCAGAUCGAGCACAACAGCAGCCAGUCCAGCUACGGCCCGGCCCUCUCCGGUCCCGGCCCCACCAGCGUCGAUGCCGCCGCCUUCUGCAUGGCCAGACUGAACGAAGGCGUGAGCUUGGAGGAAGGACGCAGCAGCGCGUUGGUCGUCCCGCCACCGAGGUCCAAGCGGCUGGUUAAAGCGGAGGAGUCAAUAACCCCGGUGGCACCUCCAAGGUCGGUUACCAAAGCAGCCAAAUCUGGACUGACUCAGGAUGAUGACACAAAGACAGGAAUACAUAAUAAAGAGUUUCAGAGUACGACUGAGACCCAACCUCCCAAACAAGAAGCGGAAACAAUGUGUCUGCAGGACACCAGUCAGUACGUGCUGAGUGAGCUCGCCGCGCUGGAGUCGGAGCAGAAGCACGUCGACAGCAGAGCCGCUGUGGUGGAGAGACGACUGCGAAGCCUCAUGGAAACAGGAAGCGACCGUGAUGAAGAAGAAAGGCUGAUCCAGGAGUGGUUCACUCUGGUGAACAAGAAGAAUGCUUUGAUACGCAGACAAGACAACUUGGAGCUACUACAAGAGGAGCAAGAUCUGGAGAGGAGGUUUGAGCUCCUGAACAGGGAACUUCGGGUAAUGAUGGCUAUUGAAGACUGGCAGAAGUCGUCGACUCAGCAGCAGAGGGAGCAACUGCUCCUCCAAGAGCUGGUGUCUCUGGUCAACCAGCGGGACGAGAUCAUCAGAGACAUCGACGCCAAGGAGAGGGGGGCGAUGGAGGAGGACGAGCGUCUCGAGCGCGGUCUGGAGAUGAGGAGGCAGAAAUAUAACAACAAAGACAAAUGUGUCUUACAGUGAGAUGGGAGGUCACACACACACACAGCUUUGAUUAUAGAGAAUUGAUCUUUCAGGACUCCAUAUGUCGUUGCUUUUUGAAUGCCUUUAUUUACACAAAUAACUGUUAAAACCCGUUCUGAGGAAAGACAAGAUACCACAAACUGUGUCUUCUAUAAAAGUAUUAUCUUGAAAAUGAAUGUUUUCCAUCCAUAUUAAGUACUAUUUUUGAUUCAGUUCACAUAUUCAUAUUUAUUUAAAUGGUGUGUAAGGUUGUUGUUCAUCUAUUGUACAUGUGUUUUGUGUGUAUUUAUGUGUGAGUUUGUUCGGUAUUUGAACACUGGCUUUUCCUCUUCUAUUUAUCCCUUCUUGACACAACCACAGUUCCUCAGCAUCUGCUGGAUUAUUAACCAAAACGUGCCUUGUUCUUUUGUAAUAUGCCAAACAUUUUAGAUAUAAAAAUAAGAGCUGACAGGUCAUGAGCCGGACUCAGACUCACAAUAUUAAGAGUACAGGAUGCAUGUUUUAAAUUCAAGGAUGAUCUUCAACGUGACAUUUUUAUAAACCCCAAAAGCAUUUCCAGUUGUUGCAAUAUUAAUUGUUUUUCUUUUUUAUAUGUUGGAAGUGUUCUUCACAUUAAGGAGUUAUUAGACCCUGCACACGCACUCUUGUGCCUAACUUAAUGUGUAUGAUUGUGAUGUUCAGACCCGCUUGAAUCUCAGAAAUGAACCCGUUUUACCUCACUUCUGUGUCCUUGUGCUACUGUAUGCAUGCUGUUUGAGGUGUUUUGAUGAAGUGAUUCUCUGCUUCACAUUACUACUGUAUACAUACCACACACUGUAUACCUGAUGCUGUCUAUAUUUAUGAGUGUAAGAUAUGUUGAAUGAUAAAGAGGUUGAAAAAACUGAAAGAUUGGUUGCAUGCAUGCGUCAGGAUUUUGUUCUAUUGGUUAUUGGCUAUUUCUUUACAAUAUAAAUGUAUAUUAUUUUCAA